AUUGGCCCAGGGUUCCCCGGCCCGAUCUUCGCGCUCGGAGGCGGAAGUCGCCCAGCCGCUUGUACGCCCUCCUAGCCUGGGGUUUUGCUGCCCCGGGAGCCACCAUCAUGGUGCGGAAGCUUAAGUUCCACGAGCAGAAGCUGCUGAAGCAGGUGGAUUUCCUGAACUGGGAGGUCACUGACCACAACCUGCACGAGCUGCGCGUGUUGCGGCGUUAUCGGCUGCAGCGGCGGGAGGACUACACGCGCUACAACCAGCUGAGCCGGGCCGUGCGCGAGCUGGCGCGGCGCCUGCGCGACCUACCCGAGCGCGACCCGUUUCGCGUGCGCGCCUCGGCCGCAUUGCUGAACAAGUUGUACGCUCUCGGCCUGGUGCCCACGCGCGGCUCGCUCGAGCUCUGCGACUUCGUCACGGCCUCGUCCUUCUGCCGCCGCCGACUGCCCACCGUGCUCCUGAAGCUGCGUAUGGCGCAGCACCUCCAGGCCGCCGUGGCCUUCGUGGAGCAGGGCCACGUGCGCGUGGGCCCCGACGUGGUCACCGACCCCGCCUUCCUUGUCACGCGCAGCAUGGAGGACUUCGUCACCUGGGUUGACUCGUCCAAGAUCAAGCGCCACGUGCUGGAGUACAAUGAGGAGCGCGAUGACUUCGAUCUGGAGGCCUAGCGGGUCGUCCCAGCCACGGAUGUAUUUCAUAGAUGCGAAAGCUGAGACCUGGUGUUUGAGAUUCUGAGAGGGCGCUCUCCCCAGAGUGUGUCAGCCAGGCGUUGGUUCUUAAGAACUUGGCCCCUCAGCCGCAGGUCACGCAAAGGGUACGGCCGUUUUCCAUGAACUUUUGUUGGUCCUGGGACUAUGGAUAAUUAAAUGACUGAUUUAAGAGACACUGGGAAGCAGUUUUGUGCUGCACUACGGAAUUGUUAGAUUAUGUGCCUGAAACAUUGUAGUGUGAAGGAACUUUGCUCCCCACCCCUUCCCCUUAGCUUUCCCUUUAUUAUCUUAUAGCAGGAUGGUUUGGUUCAGUCUAUUUAAUUCGAAUACUUGCUCUGGUUUUGUGAUUACGCUAGGUACAGACGAUGGAGAAUUUUGGUCUCAAGUUUUCAUAAAAUGGGUGAGACUGUAGUGCUGUGGCUGCCCUCCCAUGCCUAAAGGAAGACUUCCUAAUGCCAAUAAAUGGUCCAGCUGCUUUGUGCAAAUUUUUGUCUGUCUGGUUU
Messenger RNA from Zalophus californianus (California sea lion), 1207 nucleotides. It is a transcript of the gene IMP3, whose product is annotated as IMP U3 small nucleolar ribonucleoprotein 3. Bases 108 to 662 code for a protein of 184 amino acids. The record is from RefSeq and is a predicted model, not a curated record. Lineage: Eukaryota; Metazoa; Chordata; Mammalia; Carnivora; Otariidae. The transcript has a single exon. Gene Ontology annotation, biological process: rRNA processing. Gene Ontology annotation, cellular component: small ribosomal subunit; Mpp10 complex; small-subunit processome. Gene Ontology annotation, molecular function: structural constituent of ribosome; snoRNA binding; rRNA binding.